Molecule: messenger RNA, 1125 nt
Organism: Durusdinium trenchii
Lineage: Eukaryota; Dinophyceae; Suessiales; Symbiodiniaceae
Source: the annotation of a GenBank genome assembly
AUGGAACUGAUGUGCCACCGGAGCAGCUUUGGUGGGCAUGGGUCAGCGGGGAAAGGUGCACCCACGGUGUUUUCAGUUCAUCAAGCGGUGAAGUUCCAUGAGUAUAUAAGCCAAGGAGUACUCCCACCAUCUCCGCCUCAUUCAGUUAAACAGCUCAGCUUCGCCGGCCUCGUGCCGACUCCACUCCACAGAGACCAGUGGCGACCGGUACUGCCGUUGGCUCCAGGAUCGAGCAUUCGACCACAACGGUCGCCCACGUUCCGCGACCGUCUCGACCGUCUCGACCGUCUCGACCGUCUCGACCUUCGUUCAUUCGAUCGCGGCCUUCGUUCGACGCGCCAAAGACUAGCCGUCAUGACGAUGGCACGCAAAGGGCCUUUGUCCCGCUUGGUGGUCGCAUCCCUGGCAUUGGCGUUCUCCUCCUCGAAGCUUUUGUGCUUCCACGCUUGCCGUACUCCUUCCACCUGUUCCACAGAGCUCACAGGGCGGCCAGCGGAGGUGGCGAUCCCCAAGUCGCCCAAGGCAUGGCGCAGGGCGUUGCCGCAUGACGCGGUGCCGGUGCGGCAAUUUCUGCACUUGCAUCGGUACCUGCAACUCUGGAGGGUGCACUGGAUAGGACCCGAGAACCUGGACCGAGCUGGGCUCCGGGUGACCGGAAUGGAUACCUACGCCAUCGUGGCGUCAGUCCUGCUACAGGUGAUCACCGGGUUCCACAGUUCGGUGGAGGAGCCCGAUGAGACCGACGAGCGUUUGAAAUACCCGAACUUGCACAGGCUGAUGUAUGAAGGGCAGAUGAUUUUUGCGUCCAUCUCUGUGGUCUGCAGCACCUACACCAUGGUCAUGUUCCUGUUGUGCAAGAUCUACUCAGUGAUGGCGCUGGGCCUGUACAAGGACGUGUCCUAUGAUCUCUUUCAAGCAGCCACGGGAAGGUUCCGGCUCCGGGCGUUCUGGAGCUUGAUUAUUGCCAUGCAUAGCUUCUUGGUCGCCUUUGCGAUGAACCUCUUCACGCGCAUCAAGGGGAACAGAGGCCUCAUGUUCUUCUUCGUGGGGAUGCUGGGCAUCAUCCCAGUGGUCUAUGAUUGGCAAAUCAUCUACCAGAUUGCAGAGAAGUACGUCUACGCCUGA